Talaromyces proteolyticus is the source of this 536-nucleotide messenger RNA. RefSeq lists its product as uncharacterized. NCBI's taxonomy places the organism in Eukaryota, Fungi, Ascomycota, Eurotiomycetes, Eurotiales, Trichocomaceae. The record is from RefSeq and is a predicted model, not a curated record. The transcript has a single exon. The coding region runs from base 315 to 530 and encodes 71 amino acids.
CUUUUGCUUCUGCUUCUGCUUCUGCUUCUGCUUCUGCUUCUGCUUCUGCUUCUGCUUCUGCUUCUGCUUCUGCUUCUGCUUCUUGCUUUUCUGCAUUGCUUUGCUCUCCCUGAAAACCAUAAAACACCAAAAAAACUUGAAAACACAAAACAAUCACCAAAAAAUUGCUUGCUGUUCUGCUUUUGCCCUGAUUUUGUUUUGCUUUUGCUCUGCUUGUCCUGCUUGUUUCGUUUGUUUCGUUUGUUGGGAACUUCGCUUCCCCUACCCUACCUGUGUGCCCAUCUUCCCUUUCCUACGCUCGUGCUUCGUAUAUUAUGCCCAUCUGCCCACUGCUUUUCUUCCCCGUCACCUCGUGCGACCGCAUGCUUAUCCAUUACAUUGCUUAUUUGUUAUUACUUCUGCUUUCCGCGCUGCUUUCUCCCCUGCCCACCCAUCUGCCCAUCCCCCCCUUCCCUCCGCUCGCGUUCUAUAUCUUAUACCCAUCGAAUCUGCCCAUCUUGCUACUUUUCCCCGUCGCUCUUGCAUCGUAAACUUAU